AUGGCGAACCUUAAUUUUACGCAUUCCGAUGCGCCGCUCAAGACGAUCCAGGAGAUUCAGUUUGGUCUGUUGUCUCCUGAAGAAAUCAAAAACAUGAGUGUGGUCCACAUUCUUUACCCCGAAACAAUGGAUGAGAGUAGAAUGAAGCCACGCGAUCAGGGCUUAAACGAUCCCCGACUCGGUUCAAUCGAUAGACAGUUCAAGUGCGGAACUUGCGACCAACAGAUGUCAGAAUGCCCAGGACACUUUGGUCAUAUCGAGUUGGCGAAACCCGUUUUUCAUCCUGGAUUCAUCAAAAAGAUAAAGAAGAUCUUGGAGAUGGUCUGCCACAACUGUGGCAAGAUUCUGCUCGAUAGAAGUAAUCCUGCCUACAAAGCUGCUGUCUCCAUUCGAGACCCCAAGCGUCGGUUUGAUACAAUAUGGCGACUCUGCAAGCCAAAAAUGAUUUGUGAUAGUGAUGUCAGUAACGAGGAAGGCAAUUCAGAAGGGAAAGAACAAGCCGUCUCGAUACAUGGAGGUUGUGGCAAUUUACAACCGGAAGUGCGCCAGCAGUCGUUGACCCUUACUGGUACAUGGAAGGUGCCCAAAGACGAAGACGGAGAGACCGCUCAGCCCGAAAAGAGAAACAUCACCCCGGAAAUGGCGCUUGCUGUGUUCAAAUCUAUUUCAUCCAGUGAAAUUCGCGACCUAGGCUUGAGUAAUGAUUAUGCCCGUCCAGAAUGGAUGAUUAUCACAGUCUUGCCGGUACCGCCACCACCAGUCCGACCUAGUGUAUCUAUGGAUGGAACGGGUCAGGGUAUGCGAGGAGAGGAUGAUUUAACGUUCAAAUUGGGCGACAUUAUUCGCGCAAAUGGAAAUGUACGACAAGCUCAGCAAGAAGGUUCACCAGCACACAUUCUCUCAGAUUUCGAAGCCUUAUUGCAAUACCACGUCGCAACAUACAUGGACAAUGAUAUUGCCGGAACACCUCAAGCACUGCAAAAAUCAGGCCGGCCGGUGAAAUCUAUCCGUGCCCGACUAAAGGGUAAGGAGGGUCGACUUCGUGGAAAUUUGAUGGGCAAACGUGUGGAUUUCUCUGCGCGAACCGUUAUCACCGGUGACCCCAACUUGUCUCUGGAUGAGGUCGGUGUUCCUCGAAGUAUUGCCCGGACACUCACGUACCCUGAAACUGUGACGCCUUAUAAUAUCAAUCACCUGUCGAAGUUGGUGAGAAACGGACCAAACGAUCAUCCUGGUGCUAAGUAUGUCAUGCGAGCUGACGGCACUCGAAUCGAUCUUCGCCACAACAAGAACUCUGCUGGUGUGAAUUUGGAAUACGGAUGGAAGGUCGAAAGGCACAUUGUUGAUGGAGAUUUUAUUAUUUUCAACCGUCAACCUUCUUUGCACAAAGAGUCUAUGAUGGGACACAGAGUUCGGGUCAUGCCUUACUCCACCUUCAGACUCAAUUUGUCUGUCACGUCACCUUACAAUGCUGAUUUUGAUGGUGAUGAGAUGAAUUUGCACGUUCCUCAGACAGAAGAGACACGAGCAGAAGUCAUGAAUUUGUGUAUGGUGCCUCUUAACAUUGUCUCGCCGCAGAGAAAUGGACCUCUUAUGGGUAUCGUGCAGGACACCCUGGCUGGUGUUUACAAGAUGUGUCGCAGAGAUGUCUUCAUUACCAAGGAACAUCUCAUGAACAUCCUUCUGUGGGUCCCCGAGUGGGAUGGCGUUAUUCCCCAACCUGCUAUUCUCAAGCCUCGCCCUCGCUGGACCGGAAAACAAAUCGUCAGUAUGAUUAUUCCCAAAAUUGUCAACUUGCAUACAGCGAAUGACGCUCGGGAAGACGCCCCGCUGAAGGAUGACGGUCUGUUAGUACAUGAGGGAGAGCUUAUGUUUGGUCUCCUUACGAAGAAGAAUGUCGGUGCCUCUAGUGGUGGUAUUAUUCAUAUCAUUUUCAAUGAACAAGGCCCGGAUGCUGCCAUGGCGUUCUUCAACGGAUGUCAGCGAGUGGUGAAUUACUGGCUUCUACAUAACGGUUUCAGUAUCGGCAUUGGUGAUACAAUUCCCGAUAAGUCGACGAUUGAGAAGAUCGAGGGUGCUAUUCAGGUCCAAAAAGAUGAAGUUGCGGAGUUGACAGCUAAGGCCACAGCAAACGAACUUGAGUCAUUGCCUGGUAUGAACGUCCGUGAAACAUUUGAGAGUUUAGUCUCCAAGGCCUUGAACACUGCUCGUGACAAGGCAGGAACGAAAACAGAGGACAGUCUCAAGGACAGUAACAACGCUGUUCAAAUGGCUCGCUCUGGUUCCAAGGGUUCUACUAUCAAUAUUUCACAGAUGACGGCUCUUGUCGGACAACAGUCUGUUGAGGGGAAGCGUAUUCCUUUCGGAUUUAAAUACCGUACGCUUCCACAUUUCACCAAGGACGAUUACUCGCCCGAAUCAAGAGGUUUCGUGGAGAAUUCGUAUCUCCGUGGUUUGACGCCCACUGAAUUCUUUUUCCACGCCAUGGCAGGUCGUGAGGGUCUUAUUGACACUGCUGUGAAGACCGCUGAGACCGGGUAUAUCCAACGUCGUCUUGUCAAGGCUCUAGAGGACGUAAUGGCCAAAUACGAUGGUACUGUUAGGAAUUCCUUGGGCGAUAUUGUUCAAUUCGUCUAUGGAGAAGAUGGUCUUGAUGGGACAAUCAUCGAGAAGCAGCGUGUCGACCACAUCAAUCUGUCAGACAAGGCCUUUGAAGAUAGGUUCCGACUGGAUGUUAUGGACGAUCGUAAUCCUGCUAUCUCUUCUGAGGUUUUAUCAGACGCAGCUGACGUUAGUGGUGAUAUUGAGGUACAAAAAUUAUUGGACCUGGAAUGGGAGCAACUUGUUGCUGAUCGUGACAUGCUCCGAGAUGUCAAUUUCAAGAAGAAGGACGAUGAGCAGAUGCAAUUACCUCUCAAUGUCAUCCGCAUAAUUGACAGCGCAAAGAGACUGUUUAAGAUCGAUAUUACAAAGCGUUCCGACCUCACGCCACAAGUUGUCAUACCUCUUGUCCAGGGUCUUCUGGAUCGCUUAGUUGUUGUUCGCGGCAAGGAUGAGUUGUCGGAAGAGGCACAGCUCAACGCAACAUUAUUGAUCAAGGCCCAACUGCGAUCCCGGUUAGCCUUCAAGCGCAUCGCGUGCCACAUGCGACUGAACAGACUCGCGUUUGAUCACGUACUUGGCGAGAUCGAAACUAGGUUCAUCAAAUCUUUGGUGAACCCUGGAGAGAUGGUCGGAGUUCUUGCAGCACAGUCCAUUGGAGAACCUGCUACGCAAAUGACCCUAAACACUUUCCAUUUCGCUGGUGUUUCUUCAAAGAACGUAACACUCGGUGUUCCUCGUCUAAAGGAAAUUCUUAACAUUGCAUCGAACAUCAAAACACCUUCUAUGGUCGUCUACCAGGAAGGAGAGGAUGCGUCUCAAGAUUCUGCGAAGUUGCUCCGCAGCGCUGUUGAGCACACCAAUCUUCGUUCAGUCAUGCAAGCAACAGAGAUUUAUCAUGAUCCUGAGAUUCAGUCAACUGAGAUUGCUGAUGAUCUUGACAUGGUUGAAUCCUUUUUCAUCAUUCCCGAAGAACAUCACGACUCUCUGGACAAUCAAUCUAGAUGGCUACUCCGUUUGAUUCUCGACCGUCAAAAAAUGUUAGACAAGGGGUUGCGGGUUGAAGAUGUUGCCAUCAAGAUCAAGGAGAAUUAUCCAAAGGAUCUUGCUGUUAUUUUCAGUGACAAUAAUGCUGAAAAACAAGUCAUUCGUAUCAGAAUGAUCAAAGCGGGUGAUGGCAAGUACGAUGAUGAUGACAUCGAAGAAGAUAUUAUGCUUAAGCGUUUGGAGGCCCACAUUCUUGAUACACUCACUCUUCGCGGUGUUCCUGGCGUUGACAGAGCCUUCUUGAACAAGGAAACUAAGCUGAUCACCACUCCUGAUGGAGGGCUGUUGGCAAGCAAGAGCGAUGACAGAUGCACCGAGUGGUACUUGGACACGAGCGGAACAUCCCUUGCGCAAGUCUUGACAGUCCCCGGUGUGGACACGACUAGAACUUACACCAACCACUUCAUCCAAGUACUCGAGGUCUUCGGUAUCGAAGCUGCUAGAUCAGCUCUUAUGCGAGAACUGACUCAAGUCCUUGCGUUUGAUGGUUCUUAUGUCAAUCAUCGUCAUCUUGCGCUGCUGGUCGAUGUAAUGACUUCUCGCGGUCUUCUAAUGGCAAUCACCCGUCACGGUAUCAACCGCGCUGAUACUGGCGCGCUGAUGAGAUGUUCUUUCGAAGAAACUGUCGAAAUUCUUCUCGAGGCUGCCGCUAUUGGUGAACUUGAUGAUUGCCGUGGUAUUUCAGAGAACGUCAUGCUUGGACAGCUUGCACCUAUGGGAACUGGCGAGCUUGAAGUUCUGCUUGAUCCUGUGAUGCUGGACACCGUCAUUUCGGACAAUGGCAGAAUGAAUCUUGUACCUGGUCUUCAGGCUAAGGGUGCGGAUGGUGCUGCCACACCCUACGACAAUGGUUCUCCUAUGAACGAAGCUGGAUAUAUGGGUUCAUCGCCAGACUACACGGGUGGUGGAUUUUCACCUGUCCAGAGCGCCAAUCCAGACGAAAACCGUGGAUUCGCGACCGAGUAUGGUGGAUAUGGCUCUGGAAUUGGAACUCCUAAUCCUAGAAGCCCUGGAGGAGGCUGGUCUCCUGUCAGCCCAAACACCUUCGGCACGCCAACAUCUCCUGGCUAUUCUCCGGUGUCUCCUGGCUACUCUCCCACGUCUCCUGGUAUGACUAGUCCUGGCUUUUCACCCUCGAGUCCGGCCUUCACACCUACAUCGCCAGCAUAUUCUCCCACCUCGCCCAGCUUUGUGUCCCCUACAUCGCCAUCUUACUCGCCCACUUCUCCAAACUAUUCACCCACUUCUCCAGCUUUCCAUGGCCAAUCGCCAUCUUCGCCAAAUUACAGCCCAACCUCUCCAAGCUACAGUCCUACAUCCCCAAGCUACAGUCCCACGUCUCCCAACUUCACGGCAAAUAAGACUUCUCCUGGAUCUGGCUUGUCUCCGACCAGUCCUGUUUACAGUCCUACGAGCCCAAGUUUCAGUCCUACGAGCCCUGCGUAUGCAGCAGCGCAGGCGAAUGCUACUUCGCCGAAGUAUUCUCCUACUUCACCCUCUUAUUCCCCAACAAGUCCUCAGUUUUCUCCAACGUAA
Glarea lozoyensis ATCC 20868 is the source of this 5184-nucleotide messenger RNA. Its product is annotated as beta and beta-prime subunits of DNA dependent RNA-polymerase. Bases 1 to 5184 code for a protein of 1727 amino acids. Gene Ontology annotation, molecular function: DNA binding. Gene Ontology annotation, cellular component: RNA polymerase II, core complex. The transcript is spliced from 2 exons. Gene Ontology annotation, biological process: transcription by RNA polymerase II. Lineage: Eukaryota; Fungi; Ascomycota; Leotiomycetes; Helotiales; Helotiaceae. The record is from RefSeq and is a predicted model, not a curated record.